Molecule: messenger RNA, 636 nt
Organism: Tetrapisispora phaffii CBS 4417
Lineage: Eukaryota; Fungi; Ascomycota; Saccharomycetes; Saccharomycetales; Saccharomycetaceae
Gene: KXD1
Product: Kxd1p
Exons: 1
Coding region: 1-636 (211 amino acids)
Biological process (GO): endosome organization; regulation of protein localization
Cellular component (GO): BLOC-1 complex; endosome
Source: RefSeq, a predicted model, not a curated record
AUGAGUAGCAACGGCAGCAUUGUUUCAGGGAAUUCAGGACAUGUGGAGGGAUCAGUAGCAUCUCCGAGCAUCAAUUCGAUGAGCUAUGCCAUUCCGGUAUCCGAUGAUAUAAUUGCAAAUCUUAGUGAAGAAAGCACUAGUGAAGAUGUGAGUGAUGCCAGCGAAGGUAGUGGUGGCAAGAAUGGUGACAAUUCAGAGUCUGAAAGAGACGAUCUGUUGAACGAUGAGACAUUGGACAAGAUCAUCAACAAUUCGAACAUCAACGUGUUUGAGUCUUCUGAUGCUGUAUCAACAAGCGAACCUCUUUUGAUGGACGUCUCCAAAUGCAUAUUUGGCUUGCUGAAGCAGUCUUUAGACGCUGCUGACUUCUCAGAGAGUCUAUCCCUGCAGACAAAAACGUCGGCAACUGUCAACGCCAAGACCCUCGAGCUGAAGCAACUAGUAGACUCUGCGUCACAAACACUAAUCAGAUUGAAACAGAGAUUUGAAACAGGUAAAGAGACUGCGAAGAGGAUCCAACGUAACCUGAACUCUGCUAGAAGCUCUAUUGACAUCCUGAACGGCAGACUAAGAACAGAUCACCCAAUUGAGUUCAGCCAGUCACGGGACAAGGCCAUGAAUGGACACAAUGCCUGA